Messenger RNA from Racocetra fulgida, 762 nucleotides. The record is from the annotation of a GenBank genome assembly. Lineage: Eukaryota; Fungi; Glomeromycota; Glomeromycetes; Diversisporales; Gigasporaceae.
UUUGUUAACUCCGUUGAUGGUAAACGUUUUGAGACCAUAAAUCCUUCAACGGGCGAAGUUAUUACUUCUGUAGCAGAAGCAUCUGAGAAAGAUGUUGAUAUUGCCGUUGAAGCUGCUGCAAAGGCUUUUAAUGAAGAAUGGAUUCAUGUGGAUGGCAAGGAGCGUGGAAGAUUGUUAAAUAAACUUGCUGAUUUAAUGGAACGUGAUAUCGAUGAUUUAGCUGCUCUUGAAUCAUUAGAUAAUGGUAAAGCUUUCACGGCAGCAAGGUCUGGAGAUCUUCCUGCUUCAAUUUCAACAUCUGAAUUCACUCCUUUGACUGCCCUAAAAGUUGGCGCCUUAAUUAAAGAAGCUGGGUUUCCAAAAGGUGUCGUGAAUAUUCUGUCCGGAUUCGGCCCUACAGCUGGUGCUGCUGUUGCUAAUCAUAUGAAAAUCGAUAAAGUCGCUUUCACAGGAAGAUCUAUAUUAAAAGCAUCCGCAGAAACCAAUUUGAAAAAAGUUUCUUUGGAAUUAGGUGGAAAAUCGCCAAAUAUUAUAUUUGCUGAUUCUGACCUUGAAGAGGCUGUUAAAUGGGCAUAUCAAGGAAUCUUUUUUAAUCAAGGUCAAUGCUGUUCUGCUGGCUCUCGUGUUUAUGUUGAAGAUUCUAUUUAUGAUAAGUUUCUUGAGAAAUUCAAAGCGCAUGCACAAAGCAUCAAAGUUGGUGAUCCUUUUCAUAAAGAUACUUAUCAAGGACCUCAGAUUUCUCAACGACAAUUUGAUAGGUAA